GUUACGCGUAACAUUAAUGCUUGUAGCACCUAGGGUGUCGUUGACACAAGUGCAACCUUAAGAAUGGGAACUUUUGCAGACGCUGCCGUGUAGUUGCCGCUUCCUAAUUCUGUUAUGCGAAGAUAUGGCAUCCGGGACUAGCUUACACUGGUAUGGCACGGAAAGGACCUUGGCAACAUGGCUUUCAGGAGCUUCAGGGCCCACAAGGCUGGGUUGGGGACUAUAAAGAUGAUGUGGCUGUCAGUACUGGUUGCCAUUAUGGCCUUCAGCACCUCAGCUGAGCUCCAGGCCGGUCCAGCCGCGAGCAUUCUUCGGUUCACACCCGAAGCACUGGCUUGCGUCAAACGCAGUGUUGAACGCGUCAACUGCUCGACGCUGAGUGGCGUGUACGCCGCUGGCGACAUCGCUACGGGCGCGGUGUCCAAUUGUGCGCUGCCGCUGGUGGAGCCGAAUCGGACACGCAAGGCCGUGACGCUGCUACAGCCCAGCAAUGCGGUCACCAACGUCACUGUCAUCCCGCUGGUGUCAGCCAUCAGCAACAUGAUGGGCUACCCGCUCAAAGUGGAUGUGGUAGACUCACGGCUGUGGACGCGGGAGCCGCUGCGCGAGUUUGAGGAGGAGGGGCCAAACGGGCUGCGCGACGCCUGGUUCCUGGAUCCAGUGCUGACAGCCGACAUGGCGGACGAGCCGGUGGGCGGGCUGCUGGACAUGAGCGAGCUGGUGCUGCAGGACCAGAACCUCAACUGGAACGGCUUUGGCACGUUCUUCCGCGCCUUCGCCUCCGUGUACGACGGCAAGGUUGUGGGCCUGCGCGACAUCUUUGCCCAGCACAACAUAAGCGUGCCCGCCACCUGGGAGGAGGUGCUGGAGGUGGCUGAGCGCUGGAACGGUACCGACGUUGACGGCAGCGGCCGGGGCAAGUGGGGCUUCUGCAUGCCGCGGCAGCCGGGAUGCUACAACGGCUACACGUUCCAAGCCAUCCAGGUGCCGCACCUGCAGGCCCAGGGCUCCAGCGAGGGAUUCCACUUCGACCACGCCAACAUGCGGCCACUCGUGGACAGCAAGGCGACCCAGUACGCGGCCGGUCUGUACCGGCGCCUGGCCCGCUACACCGCCCCCACGGAGCAGGUGGGCUGCCUGCCGGUGUCGCUGUCCUUCGUCACCGGCGACUGCCUCAUGGCUGUGGGCAGCACACUGCACUUCAAGUACGCCAUGUUCCACAACGGCACGGUGGUGCGCGGCCGCACCGGCACCGCCGUCCUGCCCGGCAGCCAGUCAGUGUUGGAUCGGGGCACGGGGCGGAUGGCGCCGUGCAGCCAGGACACGUGCCCCCACGGCCGGCAGCACACGCUGGCGAACGGCUCCCAGCUGUGGAUCAACACCUCGCCCUACGCCGGCCGCGGCGCCUUCACCUACGCCAUCAACGCCCGCUCCCCGCCCGAGCAGCAGCUGGCAGCCUACCGCAUCUGCGCGCGCCGCGCCUACGCCGACUACAUGUGGCCGUCCGUGCUCAACCCCACUGCUGAGACGACGCCGGUCCGCAAGGAGAUGAUGGACCCAGCCAACCUGUACCGCUACACCUCCAGCCGCCCGCCCUACGAGGGAAACGAUACGCUGCUAUUCCUCAAGGCGGUGCGCGACACAGUGGAGCACGUCAACAUAGCGCUUAACCUGAGGAUCAGCGGAGCCAUCGAUUACUAUCUGGCUGUGGACGCGGCCGCUGUGGCGCUGACCGACUCCUCGCAGCCCGUGGAUCAAAUCCUGGCGGCGGCGCAGGCGGCCGUGGAGCGCGUGUACGCCAACCGCUCGACCGAGUGGCUGCGGCAGCGCUACUACAAGUCCAUUGAGCGCCGCCUGCCCGUGCCGCCGCCGCCACCCGCACUAGCGGAGGGCCCAUCGCUGAACCAGCAGGCCAAGGUGGCGAUCGGCGUGGGCGCGGGCGUGGGCGGAGCUAUCAUCCUGUGCGGCGCCGCGGCACUGGUUUGGGUGCUGCUGCUACAUUCGGCAGGCGGCGGCGGGCGCGGCGGUUGGCGCGGCGGGCGGGCGUACGUGCCCUACCCCAGCAGCACGUGCACCCUGGUGGUGACCGACGUGCAGGGCAGCACGGUGUUGUGGGAGGCGCUUCCGGGGGACCAGAUGCAGGCGGCGCUACAGACACACGACGCCGCCACGCGGCGCAUGCUGGCAAAGCACGGCGGCUACGAGAGCGCGACCGAGGGUGACUCGUUCAUCAUCGCCUUCCCGGACGCACUUUCGGCAAUAAAAUUUGCCUCAGAGCUGCAGACGGAGCUGGCCUCUGCGGAAUGGCCGGACGUGCUACUGGCGGAGGAGUCGUGCAGGCCCGUGUACGCGGUACCCAGGACGGCCAAGGAGGCGAACGAGAUGUUGCACGGCCGUUUGGAAUCCUCUCGCAGCGGCGCCCUCGCCAACAGUCUCAUGAUAGGAGGCAGUCGCACGGUACCCGGCAGGCCUGCGCCGGCUUCAGCCCCCGCUUUGUCUUAUGGCUUCGGCAGCGGCGGCGCAGCUGCAGGCGGCGGCGGCGCGGGCGGCAUUGGCGCGGGCGGCAAUGGCGCGGGCGUCGGUGUCGGCGGCGGCGGCGGCGGCAUUGAUGACGGCCUUGCGUCCCUGUCUCGAGUCUCGCGAGGCUCUAGUUGCAUCUUUGCGAGCCAGGUUAGCGAGCUGCCGGCAGCCGGCGGAGGCGGAGGCGGAAGCUACUCGCGGCAGGCAGGCAACGUCAAUAUCCGCAGCGGCGGCGGCGGCGGCGGCGCGCUCUCGCGCCCGGGCAGCGCUGCUGCACUUCAGCUGAGCAGCACGUACGGAGACCUGACGACGGUGGAGGUGGAUGUGGCGGCGGCGGCGGCGGCGGCCGCGGCCGCGGCGGCGGCGGCAGCCGUGUCGAUCCGCCGGCCGCGGAGCGCGGCGUCACUGCCGCAUGCCGCCAGCUUGUCAGCGCUGUCGGCGGCGGCGGCGGCGCCGCUGCUAGCGCACACGCCGCACGCAGCGACGGCGGCGCCGUCCCCAGUCGCACGCUCCAAGUCGCGGAUGCUGCUCGGGCUGGGGCAGCAGGGGUCGGUUGCUCCGUACGGCGCCAGUAGUGCCGUGAGCGGCGCCAGCGGCGGCACGGCGGGGGCAACCGUUGGGACGGGAACCGGGCGGGGCACGGGGCCAGUGUCGGGAGGAACGGCGGCGCCUGUGCCCGUCAGCACGCUUGCCGCCGCCUCAGCAACCGGCGGCUACAGCGGCGGCUUUGCCCGCGGCCGUUUCACAGGUUUCAACAGCGCCGCUUCCCAACGGGCGGUGGCAAGGACUGGGCCGGUCACUUCCCAGGGCAGUCCCAGCAGCGGCGGCGGCGGCUGUGGUGGUGGUGGUGGUGGUGGUGGUGGUGGUGGCGGUGGUGGUGGUGGCGGUGGUGGUGGUGGUGGUGGUGGCGGUGGUGGUGGUGGUGGCGGUGGUGGCGGUGGUGGUGGCGGUGGCUCGCCGCGGCCAACGCCGUCUUCCGCGACCUCGAUGCUGGUGGCUGCGGCGCUGGCGGCGGCGUCUCCGACAGCGGUGAUGCCUGGCGGAGGCCGUGGCGGAGGCGGCGCAGUUAGCAGCAGUACUGCGAGUCACAUCACCACGUGGGGUGAUCUGCCAGAACUGCCGUUGCGCAGUGGCGAGCUGGUGCUGGAGGGUGCCCCCGGUGCCAGCUUUGUAAAGGCAGUCGGCUCGGCGGCGGCGGCGCCUGCGGCGGCGGGCGCAGCUCGCCAGCAUGCCUACUCCCGGCUAAAUCCGCGGUCGGCAGCUGAGCCGUCGGCGGUUGUGUUGCAGUCGCAAGGCAGCGGCGGCAUCUCGGCCGCCGUCGCUGCAGCGGUGGCGGGCUCGGUCGGGCGUCCGUCUCCUCUCUCCGCGAGCGCCCGCAACGCCGGUUGUGCGAAUGUGCGCGUGCUGCCGCCGCUGCCGCCGCCGCGGCUUUCCAACACGGGUGCUGAUGGGAGGAGUGGCAGCUAUGUGGCGCUGCUGUUGGCAGCGAUGUCGACGGGUGGCCGCGCAGGUGGCGGCGGCGGUGGCGGCGGCGGCGGCGGCGGCGGCGGCGGACCAGGGCCGCUGCCUGCUGGCUGGGGCACUGGCGGCGACAACGCGGCAUCAGAUCGAAUGCUGUUGCCGACACUCACUGGAGUGGAUAGCCCGUUCACGGGGCCCUGCGACAGCGGCGAGGGCGGACACAACAGCGGAAUGCUGGCGGCGCCGCCGCCAGUGUCAGCGACGGCGCCGGCAGAGUAUGCCAUGCUUUCCUCGGACGCAUACGCAAACGGGGGCCUGACCUCAGGAUUCAACAUCCCGGCGUCAUCCUCCGCUUGCCUGGCUCCCCGGAUGCCUUGCAGCAACGUUAGCGUCAGCACGCGCAACGUCGUCGCCGCCGCCGCCGCCGCCGCCGCCGCCGCCGCUGCUGCUGCCGCUGCGGCGCACAGCAACAGCCUCCCCGCCGGGGGCAGCAGCAUCCUGGGCCAAUGGAACGGCGCACCCUCAGGCGUGUACGGCAUCCUGCCAGGCAACGGCGCGGCUGGCGGCGACGCUGCCGCCGGCGACGCUGCGCCGUUGAGUGUGUGUAGCCCGGCUAGCAACACGGGCGGAUUUCUGCUUGGGAUCUCAGCUGGCGGCGCCGCGGCGCCGGACUGUGGUCGCGCGGCGGCGUUGCCGGCAGGUGCUGCCACUGCCGGUAGUGGCUGCUGCUGGCCAUACAGCCGGGAGGUGUGUGUGGCAUGGCAACUGUUGGAGGGGGUCAGCGGCCCGCCGCCGACAGGCGCCGUGCUCGUGUUCAGGGGCUUGCGCGUUCGCGCGGGUCUGCACUCCGGCGUGGGCUCAGCCGAGCUGGCACAGAACCGCGCCUCCGCUCGCGUCACCUUCAGCGGCACUUGCAUCCGCCUGGCCAAGGCAGUGGCUGACAGCGCCUGUGGCGGCGCGGUGGUGCUUUCUGACACGGCGGCGGGGCUGCUGCUUGCGGUGCCGGAGGCGGCGGCGGCGCUGGAGGCGGCGGGGCUGGGGCUGUUGCACCUGGGGCGGGUUGAGCUCCAGGACAGCUUGCGCCAGGUUGAGCUGUUCCAGCUCCACAGCGCGGCGCUGGCACCGCGGCUGCUGCUGCAACCAGCGGCGCUGCGUGUGCGGCGGCAGCUGCUGCGGGGCGUGCUGGCGGCGCCUGCGGGCUGCGUGGCGCUGGUGCGGUUGCACAUUGCGGGGCUGGGCCUGUUGCGAGCUACUGAGCCCGCACUGGCAGCCGAGGUGACGUGUGUGCUGGAGUCGCUGCUGCUGGAGACGCUGCCGGCGCUGGGCGGCUACCUGAGCGAGGCGCGCGACGGCGGCGCUGACGGCCUCGUGGCGGCGUUCCCGGAGCCGCUGAGGGCGGUGGCGUGGGCGCUGUGCGUGCAAGCCGACAUGCUGACGUGGGACUGGUCGCCGGAGCUGCUGUGUCACGAAGCCUUCGAGCCCAUUCACGUGGACACCCGCACCAACGGCGUCCUGCACACGCCCGCGGCCGGCACCGCGCCCGGCGGGCCGACGCGACAGCAGCGACAGCAGCAACCCCGGCAACCGCGGCAGCAGCGGCAAGGCUCUUCAGCCCUCGCCUCGCCGCGCGCCACCCAGCCGCCCGCCUCCGUCGCGUCGCCGCUGCGCUUCGGCGCCGCCGGAGGCGCCGCUAGCGGCGCCACUGGCGGCGGCUCCGGCGCCGUGGCCCCCUCCGGCAGCCGCAGGGCGCUCCUGGGCGCGCCUAGCGCUCGCGCCCUGAGGCGGGCGCUGGGCAGCAUCAGCAGCCGCAGCAAGCGGCUGACGCUGGAGGGCUAUGUCGAGCCAUCGGCUCCCAGCCUGCUCCAUCCAGCCGGCGGCCCUCUUGCCGGCGCCUCCCCACGUGCAACCGCAGGUGGCGGCGGCGGCCGUGGACUGGGCACCACGGGCGGGUACUUCAGCAUGCUAUCUUCAGAGUCAGGCGAGGUGGGCGGUGGCGGCUACGCCGCCGGCCUGGCCGGCGGCUUGUUGGCGGCGUUUGGCGGCGGCGGGCUGGGCGCGGGAGGCGGCAGCGCCCGAAGCCGCAGCAGCCGCCCGCACUCGGGUGCGGCCAAGCGCUUGUUCAGGCAGCUGUUCACCGGCGGGCAGGCUGCCAAAGGCGCCAGCACAAGUGGUGGUGGUGGUGGUGUGGAUGAGGAAGCGGCAGAGACAGCGGCGAUGUUUGCGGCGGCGGCGGCCCUCCCCGACUCAGAGCCAACGUCGCCGCGGCGGCACACCCUAAGCCCAGAGCUGACUGCACUGCCCUCCGUUGCGGAAGGCAUCGGGAGGGCGGGCUUGGCGGCUGCGCAUGAUGCGAGGGACGGCGCCGGCGGCAGCUCGUACACCGCUGGUGCCAGCGGCAUCGGCCCUACCGACGGCGUCUUGCCAGCGCAGCAGCUGCGUCCGCCGGCGUCGCCUUCACCGCAGCAGGCCCCGGGGUCCGGUGUUGCAUCCGCUUCCGUCGCUCUGGCUUCCAAGCCGCCCUCGGGAGAUGUCGGAGAGUUGCUCCUGCCAGCCGUGGCAGCCGCUGAGCUGGAGCUUGCAGCCGCCGCGGCUAGCGCCGCCGCCGCUCCCGGCCUUGCUAGCGGCACCCAGCCUGCUGCGGCGGUGGGCCCUGACCCGCACGUCGACAUCCCCACCGCGUCCAUGCGUUCCUCCGGCCGGCUCACCACCGCCGCCAGCGGACCCAUCAGCGCCGCCACUGGCAGCGCCGCCGCCGCCGCCGCCGGCGAUGCCGCCGCGCUGAGCCGCGAUCCAUUGCCCACAGGCGAGGGGGCAGCGGCAGCGCAGGCGGCAGCUGCAGGGCUCACCAGCGCUACAAGCAAGCAGGCGCAGACGCCAGCAGGCGCCGUCCAGAGGCAGCAGCAGGGCAGCCAGCAGGGGCUGGUGGGGGUGUCGACGCUGUUCCGCGGGCCUCGCACGAAGGCGGCGGUGGACGUCGGGCCGCUUGGCACCGAGCUCUGCCGCGCCACGGGUCGCCUGCUGUACCGCGGCCGUAUCGCCAAACAGCUUGCCAAGCUCACGUCGCUCGCGCAGCGCGGCCAGGUCCUGUGCACGCCAGCCGUGUUUGCAGCUGUGGACGGGCGCUCUGCCGCCUCCUGCGGUAUCAGCAUGGCUCCCGUGCAGCUGUCAGCAGCAGCUGCCGCAGCCGCGGCAGCGGCCGGCGGCGUCACGGGAGCGGCCGUGCGCCGCGGCGGCGGCGCGAAGGCCGCUCGCGGCGGCGGCGCAGCUGGCGGCGCUUCCGCCACCAUUGCGGAGGAGCUGGCGGUCGACGGCGGGGCGUUUGGUGCUUCAGCCGCAGCCGCUACUGCCGCGGCUGCUGGCUCCAGCCGCCGGGAGACCUUGUACGUGUGCACGCUGGACCCCGCAGUGACAGAGGCCGCGGCGGCGGCGGUGCAGCAGCAGCAGCAGCAGCAGCAGCAGCAGAAGCAGCAGCAGUAGCAGGCUCUGUACUAAGACCAGACAGGGGCCUGCGUCUAGAUAACGGUUUCCUACAUUCCGUGCCCAUGCACGCUCGGAUGUGUCUUUCAAUAUCAACUCGGUGCGCUUUGCUAUGAUUAUUGCUGUUGCGUGGCUCACUUUACGGCAAGUUGUGUUAUCACGGAUUGCUCGCGACACGGCUAUGGCUUCAUGCGGCAGAAAGUCCGUAGGGGUGAUAGGCACGGGUCCAGGCAUGGUCGCGGUUGCGAGUUGGCAGUCACGUUGCAGGUGCGGCUGUGUUUGCCGGCUUCGCACCAGCACCGGGGGCCUGCACUGCAUCACGUCCUGCUGCAACUCUUCACGCAAUGCCAGGUUUCGUGCGUCGCUAGGCAUGAAUGUCGCUUCCAAGCAGCACAAAAGGGAGGCCUCCUGGGUGUGCCCUCUGUACGCCGCCACCGAGGGCUGGAGCUUUGCCCCAGCAUAACAUGGGGUGGCCUCCGUUGUUUUCUGAGUGGCGUACGGUGAUGUGUAUUAGGACGGAAACGAAUCGCCCGUUGUGCAUAUGUGUGUGUGUGUGUGCGUGUCGCUUUGCAUGUGUUUGUGUUCACAACAACGCAAGAAAGGGUGUGCUGCUAGAAGUACUGCUGUUGACAAUUGCUUCCCUAAUAUGUGAAUGUGGGCAAGGCGUUGGGCGAGGGGGCAAACCCGCGAGCCCAGCAUGCUGGUGUGUCAAGCUUACCGGAUUGUAUGUUGUAUGUGCGUGGUUGGCUAUAUAAUAACAAAGAGUUGUUUCUGUUCCCAUUCGCGUGCAGAUGACUCGAAAGUGUGUGACGCAGCCGAAUGCGUGGCUCGGGCACUGUACAUGGUAAGAUUCGGUUUUGCGGAUUCUGUCUGUUUGUCGUCGUGCAGGGUGGCAGCACCUGCUGUGUAGGUGUGGUGUGCAACAUCGCUGCCGGAGCUGGGAAGUCAGCGCACGGGUAGGGUAGGACGGUGGCUGGGCACUGCAUUUUGAGAGUGUCAUUGCUAGGAGACACAGCAGGCUUGGUCUGUGAAAACGCAGAGCUUUGUAUGCGGGCGCCCUUCCUGAGUGGAGUGCGUUGGGAGCGCACCUGCGGUGCUUUUGCAGGUCAGGAGGUUUCAGAAGAAACACGCAUCAGAGGGAACAAAGGUGCGCUGCAAGGAUAUGUAGUACACAACGGUGUCCUGGGCACCUCGCUGGGACCCCAGAUUGAAACCCUUUUGUCUCUGUUAUUUGUCGGAUGCAUGGUCAACGCGUUCUGCGCACCAAAUGUACGCCGAAUUAAGUUGACAAGGCAAGCUGGCUUCCGUAGAUAUUUGCGUGCAUGCAUGCGAGCCCUCGAUAAGAUUCUUGGAGGAUGGGCUCAAGGUGGUAGGUGCCGCAUGCUUUUCGUGAGGCAGGUGCGUUGGUUGGGGCAGCUCCGGCUGAGGCGACUUGCUGUGCAUUUGCUGCGGGGCGCUGGGUGGGGCAGCGCAUUGUACUACAUUGUAGACAUGGCUGGUGGCAUGGACGAAGAUGGCUGGGAAUGCGACAGUACAAGACGGAACAGUCCGAGUUAACAGCUGCUGCAGCUACUAGCAACGCACGUCAAUAAUAGUGAUGCCCCAUGGUGUGGUCAGACCGUCAGACAUGCGGACUGCAUCACCCUGCUGUCACCCAUCUCCCUGGUACGGUACCUCCUCACUUUCAAGCCGCACCACUGCCAAUCGCCCAUGACUAUUACCAGUCUAGCUACCACCAUCCUCGGCAGCGCUGGCCGCUUCGGUCGCCCAGGCCAAAGCGCUCAUCACGGCGCAGCAGCGGGCCGCCGCCGCAGCCGCCGCCGCCAAAGCCACCGCCGCAAUACUGUCUGCCGCUCUGAACGCCGCCGGCAAGGUGGCAUUGGUCCUUGACGGAGCCAUGGCCUCCGCUGCGGUACAGGUGGGCGCGGCACACGUUCCUCUGGUUCUUUCAUCAGCAGUUACACAGGUCAGCUGGAAGCAGCUGCGCAGUGCAGCCAAGGCCGCGGGGUGCCCGCACGAGGAGGAAGAUGAUUAGAUGGCAGCAGCGUGCGUGCCUGUGGUGGCCAUGGUGGUGGGUGGCACGGUUGCGUUGAUUGCCAUUAGGGUGCUUCGUGUGGUGAUGAUGAAGCUCAAGAAGAGCAACGCGGUGGCGGCGGGUGGCUCGGUGGAGCACGAUGGAGGUCAAGUAAGAUGGGAAUUCCUCGGCUCCGGACGAAUUGAAUUCAUGGGAUGUUAUGUCCUCGCCCCUGGUCCCACUGGCAUUGAGUGCAAACCCCUAGCAUGAACUCUUAAUUUGAGCAGCUUCAUGUGCAAGGGCCGUCGCAAGGUAAACUCCAAACUGGGAAGACCGCGACAACAAUUAGGGUUCGUGUGCGCUCCCGUCUGACAAUAUCGCCAUUGACUUUCCGCUGCUCGGAGUUUGGAAAUGGAAUGCAGAGCGCUUGAUAUAUCGCAACUGACACAGUGGUGCAAAUUUCGGGGUUUGUGGCUUGACCUUCGACUGUGAUGGAUUGUGCGCUGGCAAAGUUGACUGAGCUCUCCAAGGCCUGGACAGUGUGAUGGAUUAAAUGACAUUCAGUGUAUCAUCUGGUGACUUGAUUUCGUGGGGAGGCAUGAAAGGCAGUACUACGCAAUGGGGCCUCUAAGGACAAUCA
Molecule: messenger RNA, 10112 nt
Organism: Chlamydomonas reinhardtii
Lineage: Eukaryota; Viridiplantae; Chlorophyta; Chlorophyceae; Chlamydomonadales; Chlamydomonadaceae
Exons: 25
Coding region: 229-7458 (2409 amino acids)
Biological process (GO): intracellular signal transduction; cyclic nucleotide biosynthetic process
Source: RefSeq, a predicted model, not a curated record